Molecule: messenger RNA, 855 nt
Organism: Penicillium diatomitis
Lineage: Eukaryota; Fungi; Ascomycota; Eurotiomycetes; Eurotiales; Aspergillaceae
Product: class I SAM-dependent methyltransferase
Exons: 5
Coding region: 1-855 (284 amino acids)
Source: RefSeq, a predicted model, not a curated record
AUGCCCGACACAACAACAACAACUAGCCCCGGGGAGUAUCUCUUGAUUCGAAAUGCAGCCGAGAAGGAAAGACUGGAAAUGCAGUUCCAGGUGUGGCAGGCCCAUCUCGGAUAUCUGUUGCAUCCCACUAUCAAGACACAUGAGCACAUGCGGAUUGCGGACGUUGGCACGGGCACAGGUGCAUGGCUGCGGGAAGUCGCCAAAACACUACCAGAGACAUGCCAAUUGGAUGGCUUCGACGUCUCCGAUGCUCUCUUCGAUGGCCGACUGAGCCAAGUCCAGAACAUUUCAUUCCGCCUGCAUAAUAUUCUUCGACCGUUCCCCGAGGACCUGGUUGGCAAAUACGACAUUGUCAAUGUCCGACUUUUGGCCGUCGCUCUCUCCUCGGAUGAAUGGGUGCCUGCAGUGCGCAACUUGAUCGCUUUAUUGAAGCCCGGUGGCCGUCUGCAGUGGUCAGAUUGCGCUCCGCAGGAAGGUGUGAUCAAGACACCAUCUGGAGUUACUCCUGUCCAUACAAAGCGCAUGAUGGAGAUGUUCCACAAGAUGCUAGCUGCAUUGGGAAAGACCCCCGAAGUCCACCGCUUACUAGACAUUUUCCAACAAUGCGGCCUAGUCUCAUGCGAAGAGGAGAUCUUGACGUUUGAGAAGCCAAAAGUUCGGGACGAUCUCAACUUGACCAUCGCCAAUGUGAUGGCGCACGGUCUGGCAGCGGCCUUUGAGUUGCACAAGCUCGAGGGCAUUCAGUCCGAGCAACAAAUCACCGAGAUGCGAGACGGCGUGCUGGACGAUCUUCGUACUACGGAUUGCUUUUUCAGCUAUGACGUCCACGUAGUACUCGGGCAAAAGCCCUUGUGA